Coniosporium apollinis CBS 100218 is the source of this 987-nucleotide messenger RNA. RefSeq lists its product as uncharacterized. Gene Ontology annotation, cellular component: endoplasmic reticulum membrane. The record is from RefSeq and is a predicted model, not a curated record. The transcript is spliced from 4 exons. Bases 1 to 987 code for a protein of 328 amino acids. NCBI's taxonomy places the organism in Eukaryota, Fungi, Ascomycota, Dothideomycetes. Gene Ontology annotation, biological process: ceramide catabolic process; ceramide biosynthetic process.
AUGCCGUCUUGGCUCCCGUCCAUACCGUAUCCGCCCUCUCAGGAUGGAUACUGGUCUCCAGUGACUUCCACCUUGAACUGGUGCGAAGAGGACUACUAUGCCACUGUGUACUCGGCAGAAAUCGUUAACACGCUCACAAACCUUCUCUUUGUAUACCUGGCUAUCAAGGGCAUUGCGAAUUGCCUCAGGAACGGGCACGAUGGAAUAUUCCUUGUUACAUUCAUCGGGUACCUCUUGGUGGGAGUUGGAAGCUUCCUCUUCCACUCUACGUUGAAGUACCCCAUGCAGCUGGUAGACGAGCUGUCGAUGAUCUACACAACGUGCCUCAUGUUCUACGCAACCUUCUCCUACGGCAAGACCAGGCAAUACGCCUUCUUCCUCGGCCUUUUCCUCGUCUCGCUAGCCGCCUUCAUUACUGGCUACUACCAUUACCUCCAAGACCCAGUGUUCCACCAGAACAUGUACGCGCUGCUCACCGCCAUCGUCCUCUUCCGAGCCAUGUACGUGAUGGAGGUCAGCAUCCGACCCUCGUUGAGGCAUACGGGCAGGUCUGUAGCGAUCGAAAAGAUGGAUGGGGCCGCUGGUGCUACAGAGAGGGUUGAGCAGGACAGAGAGGACCGCCGGGACGAGGAUAUCCUGCGACACAUGUGGAUCAUGAUCGCGUGUGGGCUGAGUAUAUUUCUCGGCGGCUUCGCCAUCUGGACGCUGGACAACGAGUUCUGUCCGACUCUCCGGAGCUGGAGGAGGCAGAUUGGCCUGCCUUGGGGGAUAUUGCUUGAGGGCCAUGGCUGGUGGCAUCUCAUGACUGGGACAGGAGCAUACUUCUACAUUACAUGGGGCAUAUGGCUCCGGCAUUGUCUGAACAGGCGGCAGGACGAGUACGACCUCGUCUGGCCGCAGGUCAUAGGAACAUUGCCCAUGAUUGAAAGGCGACGGAUAGACAGCAAUGGGAGCCUGCAGAACGGGACGACGAAGAAGAAGUUGUGA